Molecule: messenger RNA, 3906 nt
Organism: Nanorana parkeri
Lineage: Eukaryota; Metazoa; Chordata; Amphibia; Anura; Dicroglossidae
Gene: TSHZ2
Product: teashirt zinc finger homeobox 2
Exons: 2
Coding region: 476-3571 (1031 amino acids)
Biological process (GO): regulation of transcription by RNA polymerase II
Cellular component (GO): nucleus
Molecular function (GO): DNA binding; DNA-binding transcription factor activity, RNA polymerase II-specific
Source: RefSeq, a predicted model, not a curated record
UAGAUGGAGAGGAGGCACAGGACAGGAGGUGGAGAGGAGAGAGGGAUCACUGGCUGUCAUCAGGUCGGGAGGAGGAGUUUGUUAAUGUUCAGUUUGUAGAGUAGAUGGAUGUUGGCUGCCUGUGUGUGAUAGAAGAGACGCCUUUCCUCCCUGCCCAUCUCACUCCCAGCCUGGCAUCUGACAAGAGCAGCGGUGCCCCUGCCCUCCUCUCUCCCACCACCACCACCACCACCACCUCCCCCCUGCACCAGGGAGAGGGGGGGUCCCGGGAUUAUUGUCACCCUGCGGAUGAUCAGCAGAACUGAGGACAUCACACAUCCAUUGAAGAGGAGAGGAGGAGAGAGAGAGAGAGAGAGAGGGGGGAGACUCCGCACAUCAUACUCAAGGCAAUCUGUUUUCUCUCUUGUUUUUUCCAUUACUUAUUUGCUUUGACCUGGAUUGAAGAAGAGAGCUGGGAAGGAGAGGAAGAGGCGACAUGACCAGGAGGAAGCAGCAGGCACCAAAACGGGCAGCAGGUUACUUCCAAGAAGAAGAGGAGCUGAAAGGUGACAGCAUCAAGGAUGAAGAGGAGGAAGACGAUGACAGCACCUCUACUGCCCACCUCCAGGACAGCACCUACUCUCCUACCGAUGAGGAACAAGAGGUAGCUGGGGACUCGAAGAGAAGCAUCAGCUUCCACGACUCCCCGGCAAGCCACACGUGCAACCAAGAUGGGGAGAGCGAAUCCUUGCUAAGUGAUGUCAGCGACCAGAUGGCGGACAUGAAAAGCUUAUCCUCUCCGAAAGAUGCUCAGGACCAAAAAACAAACCAACAACCCAGGCUGCAAGCAGAGGCGCAGGACUGCAUUAAUAAGAUGAAGAUGUCCUAUGCCAACAUAUUGUCCGACUCCUACUGGACGAACCUAGGACUGAGUCUCAAGGUGCCUCGCGCUGACAGAAAAGCGUGCGACAACCGCAACGGAACCAACAAAGGAGAUUUCGACUGGCAUCAGGAUGCCCUUUCCAAAAGUUUACAGCAAAACCUACCUGCGAAAUCCAUCUCGAAGCCGAACCUGUUCAGCUCUGUGCAGCUGUACCGGCAAAACUCCAAAAUGUACAACACCGUUUUCACAGGCGCCAGCAGGUUUCGCUGUAGACAGUGCAGCGCUGCUUACGAUACCCUGGUGGAGCUAACCGUGCACAUGAACGAAACGGGCCAUUAUCAAGACAACAACCACAAGAAAGACAAGCACAGACCAGCCACUUAUUCAAAGACUAGAAAAAGGGCGUUUCACGACAUGGACAAGGAGGACGCACAGAAAGUUUUAAAAUGCAUGUUUUGCGGUGACUCGUUUGACUCGCUCCAAGAUCUAAGCGUCCACAUGAUAAAAACGAAACAUUACCAAAAAGUGCCUUUGAAGGAACCCAUUCCAAGCAUCUCAUCUAAGAUGGUCUCUACAAAAAAACGCAUGUUCGAGGUGAACCGGCCGUGCUCGCCGGACUCCACCACGGGCUCCUUUGUGGAACACUGUAGCACGCAGAAAAACUCAAACCCCCAGCUAUCCUCUAACAACCGCUAUGGGUAUCAAAAUGGUGCCAGCUACACUUGGCAGUUUGAAGCCUGCAAGUCCCAAAUUCUAAAGUGCAUGGAAUGUGGAAGUUCUCACGACACUUUGCAGCAGCUCACCACACACAUGAUGGUCACCGGACAUUUUUUGAAAGUUACUAAUUCAGCCUCAAAAAAGGGCAAGCAGCUGGUCUUGGACCCACUAGCCGUAGAAAAGAUGCAGUCCCUCUCGGAUUCCCCGUCCAGUGACGGUCAGUCAAAGCCAUCGGCAAGCUCCCCUUCUGGAGGAUCCACGUCUGAAAUGAUGACGACCAGCAAAGAAUGUAAAACGGACAUUUCAGAAGAGGGGAGCAAAGACGAAAAAGUAGACACGAGCGAGGAGCAUAGGGACGCCAUGGAAAAGCCUUUGGAUCCAACACUGAAAUACCAGUACUUAAGAGAAGAGGAUUUGGAAGACGCUUCGAAGGAAGGAGGUGACAUCCUGAAAUCUUUAGAAAACACAGUAACCUCAGCGAUUAACAAGGCCCAAAACGGAACUCCCAGCUGGAGCGCGUAUCCCAGCAUUCACGCCGCAUACCAAAUCUCAGAUGUCAUGAAACCUUCCAUGUCCCUCAAUUCUCAAGUAAUGCAGAUGAGGCCUUCCUUCUCUAAUAAGUUUAGGCCUAUUGCUCCUAAAUGCAAAUCUGUGCCUCUUCCCUCCAAUACCCCUCCUGAGUCCCAAUCUACACAAGUUAAAGAGGAAUCUGAGGAUGCAGAGAUAGAAAUAGAACCAACAAAAGAAAUAAAGAUGGAGGUGAUGCCAACAGACAAAAAAGAAGAGUCACCCGAAACGGAAGACUUGCUUGAGACGCGAAAAGAAUCCAACAGCUCACCAAAACCAGAGGAACAUAUUAGGCAGAAUGGUGAAAAGGAGAAGGCAAGGUUCCUGGAGCCCAUGGAAUGUUCACCAAGAAGUGAAGACUGUUCAGCACUGAGGAGCUCUGCAAAUUGUUCCCCCGACAUCCCAUGCGUGAACCCCCUCAGUGCUUUGCAGUCUGUCCUAAACAAUCACCUAGGAAAAGCCUCUGAAUCGCUGAGGUCUCCAGGAAGUUCUAAUUGCACAAGCCUGGCCGCCGUGUUUCAGAAGCCUCCUGCGAACAGAGUGGAAAAGCCACCUGUAUGUCUUACUCCGCCACGGCCUGCCACACAGUUUUUAUUUGAAGGAAGUGACCAGCCCAUUGACCUCACCAAAUCUAAGAAUAAAAAGGUUGAGUCGGCCAAAGCCCAGUCCUGCACGUCUCCCCCUCAGAAGCACGCUCUGUCAGACAUAGCUGAUAUGGUUAAAAUUCUUCCAAAAGCUACAACCCCAAAGCAUGUAUCUUCUGGAAGAAUGGGCCCCAUGAAACUAGACAUGGACUCCAGGCACAUUGAGGUAGUCUCCACGGAGGUCUCAUCACUGCAUAAAAGAAAGGGAAGACAAUCGAACUGGAAUCCUCAGCAUCUCCUCAUUUUACAAGCCCAGUUUGCCUCCAGUCUCUUCCUGACUUCAGAGGGAAAAUACUUGUUAUCGGACCUCGGGCCUCAAGAACGCAUGCAGAUCUCAAAGUUUACUGGACUGUCCAUGACUACGAUCAGCCACUGGCUGGCCAAUGUCAAGUAUCAGCUCCGGAAGACUGGCGGGACAAAAUUUUUGAAAAACAUGGAUAAGGGACACCCCGUGUUUUACUGCAGUGACUGCGCAUCUCAGUUUAGAACGCCCUCCAGCUACAUAGGCCACUUAGAGACCCAUCUUGGAUUCCAGAUGAAAGACAUGAACAGACUGACUGUUGAACAGCAGACCAAGGUCAAAAAGGAAAUCUCCCGAGUAUCUGUUCGGCAGUCCCCGCAACCUGUAGCUGGAGAAGAGGACACGGACUCCAAGUUUAAAUGUAAAUUGUGUUGUCGGACAUUUGCCAGCAAACACGCAGUCAAGCUGCACUUAAGCAAAACACACAGCAAGUCCCCGGAACAUCACUCACAGUUUGUAGCCGAGAUUGACGAGGAGUAAUUUGUAUAUGAUGCAUUGAUUCUUUUUCCUUUUUUCUUUUGGACUGUACAGUUUAAGAAACCAACAGAACGGGCUUGUGUGCUUUCAUAGAAGUAGUAAAGCUAUUGAAGUGUCAGGUGUACGUCGGUGUAUAUAUAUCUGGUGAUGUAUAUACUGGUCUACUUUGCAUUACGUUCCGGCGGGUUAGAGACCCGGCCACAUGAAGAUUUGCCAUUUCCUUUUGGUUUUUAUAAAAAGUUGCUGCUAAAUUCAUAUCCCAUAGAAGCUUCACCAGCCCCGAUUUAGCUGUAGCCAGGCCUAGCUUUGUGAGAUGAAGAGCUAAAGAUGCCUUCAUA